UCUAUAGGGAUUCCUUGGAGCCUGACGUCAUCACUACGCGACGAGAGCGAGACGCGUCGCCGGCCGCUGACGUCACAGGUUUUGGGCUGUAGGAUGAUCGGGAGGCUGGCACCGAGCGGACGUCUCUGGUGCUCUUUGUAGGACACUUCGAUGGAGGAAGAAUUAAAAUCCUUACCUCUGGAGAACGCAUCAAUCCUUUCUGAGGGUUCUCUUCAGGAUGGACAUCGAUUAUGGAUCGGGAAUCUGGACCCUAAAAUCACAGAGUACCAUCUGUUAAAACUACUACAGAAAUUUGGUAAAGUGAAGCAAUUUGAUUUCCUGUUUCACAAAUCUGGGCCUCUGGAAGGGCAACCACGGGGCUACUGCUUUGUGAACUUUGAGACAAAGCUGGAAGCAGAAAGGGCUAUUCAUUGCCUCAAUGGGAAAAUGGCCCUGUCUAAGAAAUUGGUUGUGAGAUGGGCACAUGCACAGAUAAAGAAAUAUGAUAAUUAUAAAAGUGAAAAGGUCCUGCCAAUAAGUCUGGAACCAUCCACAAGCACAGAACAAACUCAGUCCACCCUAAGUGUCAGUGCGAAGAUUAAAGCAAUCGAAGCAAAACUGAAGAUGAUGGCAGAGAACCCAGACCAUGACCUACCCGGCCAGCCAGCCUACUCUUAUUUUAAGGCUUCUGAGAAGAAAAGGAGCACACCAUAUUCCAGAACGUCAUGGAAAACGAAGCGAUGACAUCACCGAUUCUCCCGUUUCUUACGGAGCUCCUCAGACUCUGAGCACACCCCCCCCCCCCCCCCCCCUCAAUGUAUAGACCCUGUAAUAUUGUUAAUCCUAAUAACACAGACCUCAUGAAAUCCUUUUCCUUGCAGACUUACAUUUUCCAGAAUGGAGAGCAGAGAUUGGAUGGUUGGUGGUCUUGCAUUCUCCUAUGUGUUAUUCUUUUAACUAUAUAAACAUUUGUUGUGUGUGUUUUUAUUUUAUUCCUAAAAAACAAACAUACAGUACGAGAUGUAUUAUACUACUUUUUUUUUUUUUUUUAAAUACCGCAGUCUGCUAUUCUUCCUGUCAACAACAUCUGAAAUCUUUUGCACCCCAUUAUGGGUCAGUGGGCUUUGGUGAAAAGCGGAUCCUUUUUAACCGCCAUGGUGCUAGUGUGAACAGAAUCUUAUAGGAAUUGACAUCCUGGAGGAUUUCUAGAAAAUGUGCAAUUGGCUGGAAACAGACCGAAAAGUUCACUGGUUUCAAGCAGCGUUCACAUAAGAGUCUGGAUCAAGCCAUAAAUUAUGACCAUAGGAGCGAUUGCGUGUAAAUAACGGUGCACAACACUUCCAGAUUGGUGCAACGGCUCUAGUAGCAAUCAUGAUAAUUGCAAACAGGACCUGGCACAUGAAGUAUUUGAGCAAUUUUCUUCUAUAAUCUUAACAUAACUGCACAUUAAACUGUAAAGUUCAGUUAUUAACUAAAUCUUGCUUGGCCCACCAGUUCUUUAAUCUGGUGGGUGGAGGGUGAAAAGAGACAGGUCCAUGGCCAAUCAGAAGAGCUGAUAGAACACACUUUGUUGUACAGUGAUCCCUCAACUUACAAUGGCCUCAACAUACAAUAGUUUCAACAUACAAUGUUUUUUUCUGAAUCAUCGUAACUUGAAACCAGACUCAACAUACAAUGCUACGGACAGUCCAGAUCUGUGAAACGUGUCACAACUGGAGGAACUGACCAAUCAGAAUGGGCAUUUUACUGGUAAAUCACCUCUAUUACUGAAGUGCCUGCACUGACUGGUGUCUGGUAGCGCCCCCUACAGUACAGGGAGGAACGACAUGUUAUGUACUACUCCUUACCUGUGCCAGGGUUAGCUGCUCCUUAAGACACCAAGUAAGGGUGGCUCCAUUUGGGACACUGUGUGUUCUGUAUAGGAUCCUGAAGAAGCUCCUGUCCUCUACAUAAACCAUUGUUUCCCAACCAGGGUGCCUCCAGCUGUUGCAAAACUACAACUCCCAGCAUUGCCGGACAGCCAACGGCUGUCCGGGCAUGCUGGGAGUUGUAGCUUUGCAACAGCUGGAGGCACCCUGGUUGGGAAACACUGACAUAGACAGUGAUUUACAUCUCCCAGCAGAUCUUUCUUUCUUUUAUAUGUAAGGAUUUGCUUUAUCUGUAUUAGUUAUCUACUUAUUUUUCUUUAAUCCUCACUUUUUCCUAUUUUUUGGAUGACAUUUUGGGGCUUCAGAACCAAUUACCAGGUUUCCAUAGAGUUAUGGUCUCAACAUACAAUGGUUUCAACUAGAGAUGAGCGAACUUACAGUAAAUUCGAUUCGUCACGAACUUCUCGGCUCGGCAG
This is a messenger RNA of Hyla sarda, 2323 nucleotides long. RefSeq names its product RNA binding motif protein 18 (gene RBM18). Gene Ontology annotation, molecular function: RNA binding. The transcript is spliced from 6 exons. Bases 151 to 723 code for a protein of 190 amino acids. Lineage: Eukaryota; Metazoa; Chordata; Amphibia; Anura; Hylidae. The record is from RefSeq and is a predicted model, not a curated record.